This is a messenger RNA of Lactuca sativa (garden lettuce), 456 nucleotides long. The record is from RefSeq and is a predicted model, not a curated record. Lineage: Eukaryota; Viridiplantae; Streptophyta; Magnoliopsida; Asterales; Asteraceae.
AUGAAGACUCAGGUAUCUGACCCAUACCCGUACAGACAUAUCGUUGCAGUUGGAGUAGUUAGCUGCUACAUGGAAAGGCCAACUACAAAACACCUUCAGGCUGUUAAGGGAAUACUUAGGUAUGUGAAAGGCACCCUUGACUAUGGUCUGAAGUACUCAAGAGGAAGAAAAGAAGUUGUGAUUUCUAGAUACACUGACAGUGAUCUAGGGAAUGAUGUGAAUGAUAGGAGAAGUACAGGUGGAAUGGCAUUUUAUGUGAAUGGAAAUAUGAUUACAUGGGCCUCACAAAAACAGAGAUAUGUUGCCUUAUCCUCCUGUGAAGCAGAGUUUAUGGCAGCCACUCUAGCAGCCUGCCAAGGAAUAUGGCUUAGAAGACUCCUCAGGGAAAUACCUGGGCAAACUGUGCCAACUGUAACUCUAUUGGUUGAUAAUCGUUCAUCACUUGACCUCAUGUAG